This is a messenger RNA of Rotaria sordida, 2196 nucleotides long. NCBI's taxonomy places the organism in Eukaryota, Metazoa, Rotifera, Eurotatoria, Philodinida, Philodinidae. The record is from the annotation of a GenBank genome assembly.
AUGAAACGAUUAUUUGAUGAAACUGAAUCAAUAAUUAAACGUCAUUGUCUUCUUAUUUCUUUCUUAUCAACAUCAGAUGAAAUCAAUGAACCUGAAGAAGAUAUCAUUAUUAAUGAACAUAUUAAUUCGUUAAAUAGUCAAAAUGAUCAUAAUGAUAAUGAUAGUAUUGAAAUUAUAUCUGAAAAUAUGAAUAGUACAUGUCAACAAACUGAUCAUAGAAUGAUAAUACUUUCAGAUUCUGAUUCAGAUGAUAAUCAAAUCAUUGAUGUAACUGAUAAUAAUAAUUUUUUAUCAAGAAUACCAACAAUCAAUACAUUAAUAUCAUCACCUCAUAAUGAAUUAAUUGAAAAUAAUGAAACAAAUAUUGAAAAUAUUCAUGAAUUAAUUGAUUUAACAGAUGAUGAAUCAAAUUCUUCUUAUUGUUCAUCGAAUAAACUUGAAUAUCAAUCAUCAAUUGAUAUUGAAGAAUGUCCAAUAUGUUUAGAAACUUUUAGUGAUUUACAAUAUACAGGUGUUUAUUUAAUAAUUACACAAUGUAGUCAUAUUAUGUGUACAUUAUGUAGUCGUCAGUUAUUAGCUAUAUCAUCUCGAUGUCCAUUAUGUCGAGAGAAUAUUAAUUCAAAUACACUUAUACCAUAUUGUAUAAUGGCUCUUGCUACUAUCCAAGCAUCAUAUCAUGAUGAUGAUGAUGAUAAUGAGAAAAGUACAACAAUAAUACGUGAAGAGAAAAUCGCUGAUCAAGUAGCCGUAAUAACAGAUCCAACAUUUUCUGUUAUGUCACGAAUUAAACUUGAUUUAGCACCCGUUAUUGCCAUUCAGCCAACAGAUACAAGUAGUUUUCUCGAUAUUAAAACAAGAGAAGUUUUAUAUAAUCCAAAAUUUGAAGAUAUGUAUGCACCGGUAGUAAUUUGGUCCAAUAAAUCCAAAUUUGCCCCACAACAACAACGUAGUUAUAAGAAUCUAUUAAAUGGUUAUGCAGAAUCGACAACAUUAAGUGAUUUUCAAUUUGAAAAUCAACGACGAACAUUCGAUAGUUUUGGUUAUGCAGCAGAUCCAAGUCUUGGAGAUUAUAAUAUAUUACAAAUGAUUGGUGAUCAAACUAGUGCUGAAAUAAAUCAAGGCAUGACUAUAUUUGAAAAAACAAGUAAAAAACGUUCUGAUGAAAAACUAAAAAAAGAAAAGAAUAAUGAUCCAAGUGAUGUCGAAGGUUUUCAUGGUCCAUGGGCUCCAUUUGUCGAUGAAAUUACUGUAUCACGUCCAUCUGAAGAAGAACAAAAAGAAAUCGAUGAAUAUUUAGCGAAAAAACGCAAAUCUAAACGACCUACAUUUAAAGAUCGUAAUGCACCAAUGUCUACUCGUGAUCCUGAAUCAACAACAUUGAACAACGAACCUGAAGAUUCAUCAUCAACAACAUUACAUAUUAAAGAUCCAUAUGAUUAUCAAGGUCGAUCAUUUCUUCAUAUACCACAAGAUGUUGGUGUUAAUCUACGUUCAGAACAUGGACCACAACGAUGUUUUAUUCCAAAACAAUGUAUACAUACAUACAAAAGCUUUAAAUUGUGGGAAUUUUAUAAUGAACGUCGUUGUAUUCGAACAUAUGCUGGACAUAGUCAAGCUGUACGUGAUGUUAAUUUUAAUAAUACAGGCACUGAAUUUCUUUCUGCUUCAUAUGAUAAAAUGGUUAAAUUAUGGGAUACAGAAACUGGUCAAGUGCUAUUAAUACUGUUACAUUUUGUUGAUCGAAAUCGUCGUAUUGUUUCAACAUCUGAUGAUAAAAGUAUACGUGUAUGGGAAUGGAAUAUUCCUGUUGAUUUUAAAUAUAUUGCUGAUCCAACAAUGCAUUCUAUGCCUGCUGUUGCACAAUCACGAAAUGGUAAAUAUUUAGCAUUUCAAUCGAUGAAUAAUCAAAUUCGAAUUAUGGAACCAUUGGCAAACUUUCGAUGGAAAAGUAAAAAAAUAUUCAAAGGACAUAUGGUAUCUGGUUAUGCAUGUGGUCUUGAUUUUUCACCUGAUAUGUCUUAUUUGAUAAGUGGUGAUGCAGAUGGAUGUUUAAUUAUUUGGGAUUGGAAAACAACACGUAUAUUUGAACGAAUUAAAGCACAUGAUGAUGUAUGUAUUGAUGCUAAAUGGCAUUGGCGUGAAAAAUCAAGAGUUCUAACAGCUGGAUGGGACAAUGUUGUAAAACUAUGGGAUUAA